AGGCUGGCGCGGCGCCGCUAGUGGGCUGGCGGGCCUGGCCGGGGACGUGCUCUGCGGCGGGGCAGCCCACUGGCGGAGCAAGCAUGCAGGGAGAACAGACGGCCGGGCGGCGGGCGCUGCUACAGCCGCUGCUGCUGCUGGUGCUGCUGUCCCGGGCUGCGGGACUGCGCCCAGGAGACCUCUUCCCCUACGGGGAGUCGUGGGGGGACCAGCUUCUGCAGGAAGGGGACGACGAAAGCUCAGCCGCGGUGAAGCUAGCGAUUCCCUUGCGCUUCUACGAAGCACAGUUCAGCGACCUCUAUGUGGGCACCAAUGGCAUCAUCUCCACCCAGGACUUCCCCAGAGAGACCCAGUAUGUGGACGAUGAUUUCCCCACAGACUUCCCGGCCAUCGCCCCCUUCCUGGCAGAUAUCGACACCAGCCAGGGCAGGGGCCGGGUCCUGUACCGCGAGGACACUUCCCCCGCAGUUCUGGGCCUGGCCUCGCGUUAUGUGCGAGCCGGCUUCCCUCAUUCCGCCGCGCGCUUCGCCCCCUCCCACGUCUUCCUGGUGACCUGGGAGCAGGUGGGCGCCUACGAGGAGGUCGCACGCGGGGCGCAGCCCUCGAGGGAGCUGAACACUUUCCAGGCUGUUUUGGCAUCUGAUAAGUCUGAUACCUAUGCCCUCUUUCUUUAUCCUGCCAAUGGCCUUCAGUUCUUUGGAACUCGCCCCAAAGAGUCUUACAAUGUCCAACUUGAGCUUCCAGCCCGAGUGGGCUUUUGCCGAGGGGAGACUGAUGACCUGAAGAGAGAAGGACUAUAUUUCAGCUUGACUAGCACUGAACAGUCAGUGAAAAAUCUCUAUCAAUUAAGCAACCUGGGGAUUCCAGGAGUGUGGGCUUUUCAUAUCGGCAGCACCUCCCCACUGGACAAUGUCGUGCCAGCAACGGUUGGCGGGGACCUUUCCAAAGCCCACUCUUCAGCUCCCCUGGAACAUGCCUUAAGCCACGCUGCAGCCCUGGAGAGUGACUAUACUGAAGAUAACUUGGAUUAUUACGAUGAGAAUGGUGAGGAAGUCGAAUACCCGCCGAGUGAACCAGAGGAGGCAGGGAAUGGCCACAGCAGGAUUGACUUUUCCUUCCACUCAAAAGUUGACACGAGACCCUCGGGAGGCGGGAUCUCUCCACGGAACUCCAAUCUGGCUCCUCUGCCACAUCCAACACCUAGUGAUUGGCCAUUUCACCCUGAAACAGAAUCUGCCAUCUUGGGUCCUCAAACCGAAGAGGAGACAGAUACUCCAGAUGUAAAAGGCCAAGUUGAGCCUUCUGAACAGGCAGAGACCAGAAGCCCAGCCCCUGCAGAGAUGGAUGGAGGUUCACUGGACCCCUCCCGGGAAGCCACAUCACUCUACCCUGAAAACGAAAACAUCCAGCCCUACCCUGAUGGAGGGGCCGUGCCUUCAGAAAGGGAUGUUCCUCCAGCCCAUCCUGAAGGAGAAGUUGUCUUUCCACAGUACUCCAAGCCAGAUCACACUCCACCACUGAGUGGCAGGAGGUAUGUGGUAGGAGUGAAAGACGACAUCAGUUCCAACACUGAGGUCUUCACGUAUAAUGCUGCCAGCAAGGAAACCUGUGAACAAAACCACGGACAGUGCUCCCAGCACGCCUUCUGCACUGACUACGCCACCGGCUUUUGCUGCCACUGCCAGUCCAGGUUUUAUGGAAACGGGGAACACUGUCUGCCAGAAGGGGCCCCUCAUCGGGUCAAUGGGAAGGUCAGUGGCCACCUCCACGUGGGUCACACACCUGUGCACUUCACCGACGUGGACCUGCAUGCUUACAUCGUGGGCAACGACGGCAGAGCCUACACAGCCAUCAGCCACAUCCCACAGCCCGCAGCCCAGGCCCUUCUCCCCCUCACGCCAAUUGGAGGCCUGUUUGGCUGGCUCUUUGCUUUGGAAAAACCAGGCUCCGAGAACGGCUUCAGCCUCACUGGUGCUUCCUUCAUCCAUGACAUGGAAGUUAUUUUCCACCCAGGAGAGGAGAGGGUUCGUAUCACUCAAACUGCUCAGGGACUUGACCCAGAGAACUAUCUGAGCAUUAAGACUAAUAUUCAAGGCCAGGUGCCUUACAUCCCAGCAAAUUUCACAGCCCACAUUGCUCCCUACAAAGAGCUUUACCACUACUCUGACUCAGCCAUGACCUCCACAAGUUCCAGAGACUAUACUCUCACAUUUGGUGCCAUCAACCAAACACGGUCCUACAGCAUCCACCAGAACAUCACGUACCAGGCUUGCAGGCAUGCCCCCAGACACCAGGCCAUCCCCUCCACACUGCAGCUGAACGUGAACCGGGUCUUUGCUUUGUAUAGUGAUGAAGAAAGGGUCCUUAGAUUCGCUGUGACCAACCAGAUUGGCCCUGUUGAAGGGGACUCAGACCCCACCCCAGUGAAUCCUUGCUAUGAUGGGAGCCACACAUGUGACACAACAGCCCAGUGCCACCCGGGGACAGGUGUGCACUACACCUGCGAGUGUGCACCUGGAUACCAGGGAGAUGGACGGAGUUGCAUGGAUGUAAACGAAUGUGCAACCGGCUUCCAUCGCUGCGGCCCCAACUCCGUGUGCAUCAACUUGCUGGGAAGCUACAGGUGUGAAUGCCGGAGUGGUUAUGAGUUUGCAGGCGACAGGCACACUUGCAUCUUGAUUGCCCCACCUCCCAACCCCUGUGAGGAUGGCACUCAUACCUGCGCUCCUGCUGAGCAGGCCCAGUGCAUUCACCAAGGCGGCAGCACGUUCAGCUGUGCCUGCCUGCCUGGUUAUGUCGGCAGUGGGUACCAGUGUACCGAUGUUGAUGAAUGCUCAGAAAACAGAUGUCAUCCUGCAGCUACCUGCUACAAUACCCCUGGCUCCUUCUCCUGCCAUUGCCAACCUGGGUAUCGUGGGGAUGGACUUCAGUGCGUACCUGCCCUGGUUCUGGAAGACUCCACCUCAGGACUGAAACCAUGUGAAUACCAGCAGCGCCAUGUCCAAGCACAGACAGCCUUCCCCGGGUCCCAGCCUCAUAUCCCCCAGUGCAAUGAGCAUGGCAACUUCCUGCCACUUCAGUGUCAUGGCAGCACAGGCUUCUGCUGGUGUGUGGACCCUGAUGGUCAUGAAGUUCCUGGCACCCGGACUCCACCCGGCUCCACCCCACCUCACUGCAGAUCACCAGAGCCCACCCGGAGGCCCCUGACAGUCUGUGAGCGCUGGAGGGAGAGCCUGUUGGAGCACUAUGGAGGGACGCCCCGGGAUGACCAGUACGUGCCCCAGUGUGAUGACCUUGGCCACUUCACCCCCCUGCAGUGCCACGGGAAGAGUGACUUCUGCUGGUGUGUGGAUAAAGACGGCAGAGAGGUGCCAGGCACUCGCUCCCAACCAGGCAUCACCCCUGCGUGUAUACCUACAGUAGCUCCACCCACAGUCCAGCCAACCCCACGUCCUGAUGUGACCCCUCCGUCUGUGGGCACCUUCCUGCUCUAUGCCCAGGGCCAGCAGAUUGGCCACUUGCCUCUCAAUGGCACCAGGCUUCAGAAGGAUGCGGCCAAGACCCUGCUGUCACUGCAUGGCUCCAUAGUCGUGGGAAUUGACUACGACUGCCAGGAGAGGAUGGUGUACUGGACAGAUGUUGCCGGACGAACAAUCAGCCGUGCCAGAUUGGAACCAGGAGCAGAGCCAGAGACCAUCAUUAACUCAGGCCUGAUAAGCCCUGAAGGACUUGUCAUUGAUCACUUCCGUAGGACACUGUACUGGACGGACAGUGGCCUGGAUAGGAUAGAGCGUGCCCGGCUGGAUGGCUCUGAGCGCAAGGUUCUCUUCCACACAGAUCUGGUGAAUCCUCGAGCUAUCGCUGUGGAUCCAGUCAGAGGCAACUUGUACUGGACAGACUGGAAUAGAGAAGCUCCUAAAAUUGAAGUGUCGUCUUUAGAUGGAGAAAACAGAAGAAUUCUGGUGAAUAAAGACAUUGGACUACCCAAUGGUCUAACCUUUGACCCCUUCUCCAAACUGCUCUGCUGGGCAGAUGCAGGAACCAAAAAACUGGAAUGUAUACUACCUGAUGGACCUGGACGGCGUGUCAUUCAAAACAACCUCAACUACCCAUUCAGCAUUGUUAGCUAUGCAGAUCACUUCUACUACACAGACUGGAGGAGGGAUGGUGUGAUAUCAGUAAAUAAAGACCGUGGCCAGCUUACUGAUGAGUAUCUUCCAGAGCAGCGAUCACAUCUCUAUGGGAUAACUGCAGUCUACCCCUCCUGCCCAAAAGGAAGAAAGUAAAGUAUAUUCUAAAGGAGGACUUGGAGUUUACAAUCCGCAUCUUGACCCUAAAGAAUAUUUACUUGCAAAUAAAGGCAAAAGAAAGUGAAAAAGGAAUUGGCCAUUAGGAGUUCCUGGACCUACAAGAUGAACAUUUUUAGUGCCAAAAAAGACUAAGUGUAUUUUAUGAAAAAUUUAUACCUCAAUCUUAACUACUGUAUUUUUAAAAACAAAAGUUGCUAUUGCAAGUUUAAAAAAAGUAAAGAAUUUUAAUUGUUGCUUUUUAUUAAGGCAACAUUUUAUACACAUUUGUAUCAUAUUUAAAAGGUCAAGUUCAUUAACGCAAGAACCAAUUAGAAUAUGUUAUGACCCUGAAGCUGAUUUUUGCUUUGGAUUCUUUCUGGCUAAGAGAUUAAAGCACACAUCGGUGUAAACAAACAAUCCUAAAGAUCCUAAACCUUGAUGUAGUUAGAGAAGGCUAUGCAGAACUGAUGGGAAGGAACCAACUUAUUUAUAGUUUCCCAACAAAUAUUGUUCUAAGAUUUGUUUUUACCUCUGCAUCAGUAUAUUUCUAUUUAUAUUAAAAGGUGCUAGAAUGAUUCAUUUUGUAUUUUCUGAUCCUGUAAGUGCCUAUUUAAAUUACUCACAGAAAGUACUACUUUUAUAAAUACCAAAGAUGUAAGAGUUCUAAAAUUUUCUAGAUUACUCCAAUAAAAGUUUUGUUUUCCUAUGA
This is a messenger RNA of Choloepus didactylus (southern two-toed sloth), 4998 nucleotides long. RefSeq names its product nidogen 2 (gene NID2). NCBI's taxonomy places the organism in Eukaryota, Metazoa, Chordata, Mammalia, Pilosa, Megalonychidae. Gene Ontology annotation, cellular component: basement membrane. The coding region runs from base 84 to 4286 and encodes 1400 amino acids. Gene Ontology annotation, molecular function: calcium ion binding. The transcript is spliced from 21 exons. The record is from RefSeq and is a predicted model, not a curated record. Gene Ontology annotation, biological process: cell-matrix adhesion.